Sciurus carolinensis (gray squirrel) is the source of this 1694-nucleotide messenger RNA. RefSeq names its product ZFP42 zinc finger protein (gene Zfp42). The record is from RefSeq and is a predicted model, not a curated record. Gene Ontology annotation, molecular function: RNA polymerase II cis-regulatory region sequence-specific DNA binding; DNA-binding transcription factor activity, RNA polymerase II-specific. Lineage: Eukaryota; Metazoa; Chordata; Mammalia; Rodentia; Sciuridae. Gene Ontology annotation, cellular component: transcription regulator complex; PcG protein complex. Gene Ontology annotation, biological process: regulation of transcription by RNA polymerase II.
CGGGUCUCAGAAACCUAGCACGAGGCGCGGUAGGUUUCUAGCGCUCGUCGCGGGGGUGAGCUGCAAUUCCUGCGGUGUCUUACCUUUGAAAAGGAGUAGAAACUAUUCGGAGCGCAUCGUGGUGGCCUGGGAUUGAGACUCCUGAACAAGACAGAAGAGGCCUUUGCUCUCACAGAGCUUACAGUCUACCAGCAAAACAUCAGAACAAUAAAUAAAGAGAUCUUUUAUCAGGUACACAAUGGUAUCAUUAAGCAAACCACUCUUCAAAGAACAGCAGUAACAUAUUCGUACUCAGGUGUUUGGUGAAGAGCAUAUCCAGAUCACUACUACCUGGAAGUGAUUGGUACUAUCCUGGUGCAAACCUUCAAGAAGAAAACAUUUGGAACAACAUGAAUCAGCAAAUGAAGAAAAAGACAAAGACUUGUGGACGGAAAGGCCUGGGUGGAAGAGCCCAGAAAGAAGUUGAACCCAAGCUAGGCAAGCCAAGCCAAGGCCCGCAGGCAGAAAUGGAAGUUCCCAGCAGGACUUGGGCAGCCUAUGAUGAAGACACCAGCCCUCAGGCUAUUGGAGAGGAUGAUUUCCCUGACUGUUACAUAGAAUGCAUAGUCAGAGGAGAGUUUUCUGAUUCUAUCCUGGGAGAAGAAUCACUUUUUAAGUCCUUUGAGUGCCUGGAGGAAGGAUCAGAACAAGAUCUUUCUCAGCAGAUUUUUGAAGCAAACUCCCUUCUUGAAUCUUCUUUGGAAUACGUGAAAAAGGGGGCAAAACAAGAGCUUCCUCAACAGAGGAAUUCACUUCGUGGGUGUUCUGAGUACAGGACAGGCAAAAGGCUUCCUCCCAGGGAGAUACCCUGCGGUGACAUAGCAGAUCCAAAGCAGUCCACAGGAUUUGCUAGAAAGAAGCCAGGAAAAGAUACAGUUCGUGGCACUGCUGCAACUCUUGUUUGUCCCCAGAGUGGAUGCACCAAAAAGCUGAAAAAUAGAUCUGCCCUGAGAAAACACCUCCUUGUACAUGGUCCCAAAGACCAUGUGUGUGCAGAAUGUGGGAGAGCAUUUGCAGAGAUCAAAUUAAAAAGGCAUUUUCUGGUUCAUACUGGAGAGAAGCCAUAUCAGUGCACCUUUGAAGGGUGUGGAAAGCGCUUUUCUCUGGACUUCAAUUUGCGUACACAUGUGUGCAUCCACACUGGGGAAAAACGCUUUGCCUGUACUUUCCCAGGCUGUAACAAGAGAUUUGUUCAAUCAAAUAACCUGAAAGUUCACUUCUUAACUCAUUCAAAGAAUGAAUGAGAAAGAAGUUGGAAAAUAGGCCUCAGAUAGGAUGAGCAUUAAUGGAAGAGUGAGUAGGGACAAAUAAAUAUGCCUCAUGGACAAUUAUUUCUGGGUAGGAACUUGUAAGUUAAUAUUACAACCCUAAAAGGCAUUGUUUUGUUGUUGCUCUUAUACUUUGCAAUACCAUUUUAAGAACAUUGUGUAUUCUAGUGUAUUUCCAACAGAAAUAUCAGAUAAAUUCACUUCAGAAUAUCUUCCUCAAUAUCUAUUGGAUUACUGGAUGUGCAUCUUGUUUUUGCAUAUUUUAUUAAUUUUGUAGUUACCAAUCAUAUAGUUUUUAAUCUUAAAACAUGUACUUCAUGAUUCAUGUGAUAAUCCUGGAUAAUGAAUAUUGUACAGUAGUCAACAAAUGAGUAAAUAAUUCUUGAA